This is a messenger RNA of Medicago truncatula (barrel medic), 1416 nucleotides long. Its product is annotated as NAC domain-containing protein 83. NCBI's taxonomy places the organism in Eukaryota, Viridiplantae, Streptophyta, Magnoliopsida, Fabales, Fabaceae. Gene Ontology annotation, biological process: regulation of DNA-templated transcription. The record is from RefSeq and is a predicted model, not a curated record. The transcript has 3 exons. The coding region runs from base 396 to 1166 and encodes 256 amino acids. Gene Ontology annotation, molecular function: DNA binding.
UGUUUAGAAAUGAAAGAGUUAAAGAAAGGAUAGGAGGAGAAAACGUGAAAGUGAAAAGAGAAGAGAGUUGAGUAUAGUUUACGCCACUCAACUCAAACAAAUGUCGUCUUAUUCUUAUUCUUCUUCUUCUUCUACUUCAUCUUCCUUGUCAGACUCAUUGACCCAUUAUUACUAUAAAAGAAGACACACUUCAUUUCACUCUUCUCCAUGCCCUUUUCCUUUCCUUUCUUUAUAUUAUUAAUAAUAAUUCAUCAAUAAUAACACCCUUUUCUCUUCUUUCUUUAUUCUAUUCUAUACUUUGCUACAACUUUUUAAUGGGUUUAUAAGCAAGAAGAAAGAAACAACUUGUUGUUUACCACACGAGUGGCUUUGACAUUUAUUUAUUUGUAGAAAAGAUGGAGAAGAUGAAUUUUGUGAAGAAGAAUGGUGAAGUGAGAUUGCCACCAGGUUUCCGUUUUCAUCCAACUGAUGAAGAACUUGUUGUUCAAUACUUGAAGCGUAAGGUCUUCUCUUUCCCUUUACCUGCUUCCAUCAUUCCUGAAGUUGAUCUUUGCAAGUCUGAUCCUUGGGAUUUACCUGGUGAUAUGGAACAAGAGAGGUACUUUUUCAGUACCAAAGAAGCCAAAUACCCAAAUGGGAACCGAUCUAACAGAGCUACAAACUCUGGUUACUGGAAAGCAACUGGUUUGGACAAACAAAUCAUGAAUUCAAAGACUCAUGAAGUUGCUGGUAUGAAGAAAACUCUUGUUUUCUACAGAGGCAAACCUCCUCAUGGUUCAAGAACUGAUUGGAUCAUGCAUGAAUAUCGCCUCACUUCUUCUCACUCCAACCCCCCCUUGAAUGAAAAUUGGGUUCUGUGUCGCAUAUUUCUCAAGAGGAGAAGUGGUGCUAAAAAUGGAGAGGAGAGAGUAGUCAAAGGAUUGAAGCCAAGCAGUGGCAGCAACUUUGGUGAUGAGGUGAAGAAGAACUCAGCUUCAAGCUCAAAUUCAAGUUCAAAAGUGGUGGUUUUCUAUGAUUUCUUGGCAGAGAAGAAGAACAAUAAUACGGAUGCAUCCUCCACCUCAAUCACAAUCUCACCAGCUAGCAGUGGAAUCACAAAUGAAUUGGAUGAACAAGAAAAUGAAGACAGCAGUAAGUCACUCCCAUCCUCUUUUGGAAAUGCUUAAUACACCCCCUCCCCUUCCUUUUUUGUGUUAAUUGUCUUUAUUAUUAGGUCUGUCUAUUUCUAUGUCUAUGUUUAUGUUUAUGUAAGUAGUAAUUAUCUUAAAUGUCCCAAAAUGAGGUCGGCAUUAAGAGUAGUCUAAUCUGAGCUCUCUCUCAAUUGAAGAGUAUGUAUCUUAGUAUUAUUUUCGGUUAAUUUCAACAAUGUAAUCUAAGAAUCCAAAUGAAAAUUCUUUAUUUUCCGCUCCUUUUUAA